Molecule: messenger RNA, 924 nt
Organism: Cladocopium goreaui
Lineage: Eukaryota; Dinophyceae; Suessiales; Symbiodiniaceae
Source: the annotation of a GenBank genome assembly
AUGGUGCGGAAAUCGAAUUUCCAACGACAAGGCACCUUUGCACCGCAAGAGUCUGAUAUUCUAACUGCCAUUGAUGCAAAGUUUGAAGAGAUGGAGGAAACCAUCAUGUUGGCAUCCUUGGUGCCACAGCUACAUGACAGGGUACAUGCACUGGAACAGAUGCUGGCGGCUGAAAAACAGUGGAGCCCAGACAAUGAGCCAAAAACAGCAAGCAAACUUGGUCCACAAUGGGGGAACGAAGCUUCUUCUCCCCGGCGCAUUGCGCCACCAGAUGAUGAAAUCAAUGCUGGCGUACACCUUGAGCAGAAGAACAACGCCCCAGAGGUGAAAGUAGGGGUGGAACACAACAUCAGCGAUCUUACAUCUAUGACCAUUGGUAGCAGACGUCCCAGUGCCCCCAGGGUCACCGAUAUUUCUCGCUCCAAAGUCAAAGAAAUGGAUGAGAAGACCUUGGACAUCCAAACGAGCGAAUAUUAUUCCUUCGGCGAAUCAACGUGGGACUUGGUGAUUUUCAUUGGCACGGGGGCGCUUGGGCCAUUGGGCUCUCUUCAGACCUUCCUCUUGGCGAUCGUCAAUGUGCUGAUGCAAGUGGUGUUUUGUGCAAUUGCGUACUACAACUUCACGACGCCGGACAUCAAUGAGGACUCCAUCGUUGACACCUUGAGGCAGGGUUUCGGCGCAGAUUUACCCAAUUUGCCAAGGUGGAGGAGAUCCUCUGGCCAUUCCUUUGGCGACUACAGUGAUGUGGCGAAAGAGUCCUUGGUCCAUCGAGUUUGCAAAGAAGACAAAUCCUUGGCAUCUUCCGGACUCCAAGUGAACCUAGUGGAGAACAUCGACAAAUACUUGAAGUUGGAGGCCGAGGGUCUCGAAGGUUUCUUCACGGGACAGAUUCUGUGCAUCGUGGCACUGAUCUGUUGGUAUUAG